CUACCUGCCCUUCUUCGGCUACCUUCGGCACGCAGACGGUGGAAUUUAUUGGAGCUCGCAAAAACCCACAAGAGGCAGAAGCAUCAGCACCACGAGAGCAGGAAAGCAAGAACACUGACCGCAGUAGAAAAAGGCUUUUUUCACGGGUACCGUCGCUACCUCUCUGCUUUUAGUUUGCCUGUGGCUGUUUAAUUUUUCAUCACCAAACACGGCACCGCUUAUACUACCCGUGUUACGAGCGCGUGUAUGUGCAGGGUGUUGUAAAGCGGCAUCAUCAUCACCAUCACCAUCGUCUUCGCAGUGCAGGCGGCUCGCGGAAACACCAAUUUUCCAUUUCCAUCGCUCUGUUCCGACGACACAGCGCGUUACGUUUUGUGUGCGGUGAAACGAACGGUGGAAAAUGAAGUGAACGUAGUGGCAGCAGCAGUGUUCCCGUUUUCCCUUUACCCACCGUGUACGUCUACGAACACGCAUUUCGGUCGUGCAUUCACGGGGUGUGUGCGACGGGUGCAGCGCAGAAGAAGUCUCGAUUUUGUACACCGCCCCUGCCCUACCUUCCCGUAUCGUUCCGUAGUCGCGCGAGCCCAAGCGCGGGGCAUGGGUUUGGUCGAGCGAAAGAAAAUGUCGGCAAAUCGUCAUCCCGUCGUCAUCGUUCACUGACGGUACCGCAAAGAUACCUGGAGCGGGCCCUGGGAGCGGUGCGUCAUUCGUCCAUUCGUCGCUGCGUGCGUGUUGUGUGUGUGUGUGUGUGUGUUGAUCCGCGGAGCAUUGUGCUGCUCGGACAGGUCGCUCCCCUGCUUGCCGAGAGCCGUUGAUUCCGUGUGGGAUUUACGUACCGAAAUAAGGGGGACGCGCGCGUGAGUGUGUGUGGUGCGCCAAGUGGUCUUCUUCCUGUUCCGUUCCAAUCGUAACUCCACUUCCUCCUCACCUAGAGUCACACGGGCUUCUAGGCGGCGGUGUUGUUGUUGUCGUAUUGCUUUGUUACAUCGCAGUCACCGGAGAGAAAGCGGGGUACGAUGGGGCGGAUUGCCAGCUAGUGCAAAGUUGUGCUUCAUCAUUCCGUGUCACACACAGAAAGUAGCCGCUGCCGUGUGCUUAAGAGUGUGUGUGUGUGUGUGGGCCGUAGAAUCGUGUGUGGGUCGUGUGUGUGGGCUGGACGGGUUGGCUUUUGGAGUGGUACACUGUGGCCGUAUAUUGAGAUUUCGUGUGUGUUAGUUCCGUGUGUCUCUCGAGCAACAAAACAACGAUCAUCGAGUGUUGAAAGUGUGUGUGUGUGUGUGCGUGUGUGUGCGAUUGUUUCAAGCAUUUUACGAUAGUGCUAGUGCGUGCCUGUGUGUGUGUGAGUGUGCACGUCCGAUCACCAGGUGGGAGGCGAAGAAUUCAGUGUGUUUUGCUAAAAAAAUCGGCGAAGAAAGGAAAAUAGGGAAAGAAGGAAAAAAAGCACAACAGCAACAAACGCACUCACACCACCAAAGGUCGUGUAAAACAAAGCAGUACACGGUGGAAUGCAAAACGUCAGUCCACUGUGUGUAGCAAUAGUAACAGCAACAAGCAGCAGCACGACAUUGUUUGAAGUGUCCCACUCGGGUAGCGGAAACCCCUUGGCAAACGUGUAAAUUCACACAGUGAAGGCAUUUAAAUACCCGUCUGAAGGCGCUUUCUUUCUUUGUGGUGUACUGCUGCGGGAGAAUCGUAAAAAAACAACGGAAAGAGUGCUUCGCGGAUUGUCACAGCGAGUCCGAGCGCAGCUGCCCAAGUCUACGUCGAAAGACGGGAAAACCCCCUUCGGUUUCCCUGUGUGCAUCAGUGCGUGCGUGCGUGCGUGUGUGAGAGGGGGAAAACACGGUCAUAUUGUGAUCAUAAUAGGUGACAGGAAAGUAAACGCGCGGCCACGAUGAGCAGCGGCAACAGCACAACGAACAACGAUGUUAGCAGCAGCGGGGGUGUAGGCGGCAGUGAUGGAAGCAGCGGGAGCAGCAUCGAAGCCGAAUACAACGAAAUCGUAUCCCGGAGAGGUUGGCCAAUGGUGUUCCAGGAUAUUCGCGAAAGGAGCGACAUUCAGGCGCGGGCGAAAAAGUUUUCCACUGACGAGUCCAAAAAGCUGGAGAACCGGCGACUGAAUCGAUACCGGGACGUGCUACCGUACGAUCAUUCCCGAGUGGCCCUGAAGCGUGGCGAAGGCGACUACAUCAAUGCGAACCUGGUCAAGAUGGAACGUGCUGGGCGAAAGUAUAUCCUAUGCCAGGGACCGCUCCCGCACACGGUCGGGCACUUCUGGAUGAUGGUGUGGGAGCAUGACUCGCGCGCCAUCCUGAUGUUGAACAAGCUGAUCGAACAAACGACCGUCAAAUGUCACCAGUACUGGCCGGCCAAGAUCGGCGAGAAGCAUCGACUCGAGCUGACGGGCGUUCAGCUAUCGGUAGUUCAUCUGAAGUGUGUGGAGUACAAGAACUUCUGCAAACGAACGUUUAGACUGACUGACAUGGAGUCGGGCAAGAGUCGCGAAGUGAUACAGUUUCACUACACGACUUGGCCGGAUUUCGGCAUCCCGAGCUCGCCGGUAGCAUUCCUGCAGUUUCUGAAGGAGGUGCGCGAUUCGGGAACGCUCGACCGGCACGUUGGCCCACCGAUUAUCCACUGCAGUGCCGGCAUCGGGCGUUCGGGAACGUUCUGUUUGGUGGACUGCUGUCUCGUGCUGGUCGACAAGGAGGGGGAAGAUCGAGUGUCCGUUCAAGAUGUACUGCUUGAGUUGCGACAGUAUCGUAUGGGGCUGAUUCAAACGCCGGAUCAGUUGUACUUCUCGUACCAGGCCAUCAUCGAAGGCAUGAAGCGCAUGAAUAACUCCUCGUUCGAGGAGUUUGAAGAGCUGACCGUUGUGGCCUCGUCCAGCCAGCAGAACAGCGACCAGGAGGAUAACGAGGAUACGCCACCGCCGCUGCCGCCACCGCGCACCCACUCGCUGACGUCCAAGCCGCUGCCGGUGAUUCCGACGAGCGAGAGCGUCCACGAGGACUUCCUGCUCGGCGGCAGCAAUGGCGGCGACCGCGACAAGGUGAACAAUCUCGUCAAUCUGGAAAAGAGCAAGCAAUUUGAGAUGGGUGACGAAAACCAUCACCACCAUCAUCACAACAAUCACCAUCAUAAGCGAAGCGACGGCAGCAACAACCACCACAACAACCAUCAUCACCAUCCGUACAGUAAUCGGCCGUUGCCGCCGAUCGUGCGGGACAGCUCGCUGUACAAAGUGAACGAAAUGGAUAGCGAUGGCGGCGGCGCUGGUAGUGGUGGCGUGGGCAGCAGUGGCAGCGACGGCAGCGACUCCAACGCGAUGAGCAGCGAGGACGAGCUGAUCGAGGAGAACGAUAGCGACAUCGGCGAGGAGGAGGAGGAGGAGGACGACGAUGAGGCAGAGCUGGAGGAGAAGAACCGCGGCACCAUUGGCCGAGACGUUCCGUCCGACAACAGUGAUAAUGUUAAAAGUUCGCUGCUGGAUGAAAGUAGCAGCAGCACGACAACGGCUACGACGACGACGGCGACGGGAGGAGCCAGCAGCACCACCGCCAGCAGUGGAACGUCCACGGGCCUGUCCACCUCGACGUCGGUGUCCACCUCCUCGUCCACGACGGCCAGCGCGAUCGGAUCGAACAACUCGACGCUGGAGUCGAAGCGGGGCGACUCGAAAGCGGGUGAGGAAGCGUUCAACGCUAACUCGAGCCUUCCGCCGCUGCCGAACGGUGCGCUGGACGAUGGUGACGAUCCGAUCUCCAGCCCGGAGCGCGAAUUGUCGGAGGGCGCCGAACUGCGACGCCGCAAGCGCAUCGAGCGCCAGUCAGCAAUGGAGGAGAAAAUACGCGAGAUCAAGCGCAAGCGGAAAGAGGUGGAAAGCAAGGGAUCGCCGAAAAAGCGCAGGAAACAAAAAGAAACAGAUAAAUGAUAUUUGGAAAUUCCCUGGAAGGUAUACUUUAUUUGCCACAUUUAAAAGACGGUCAGCUAUACCCGACACAACAAAAUACAGCACGCGCACGCGAGAUGCACGGUACAACACUGUCAUCUCGUCGUGGGGUGUGUUGGAACACCGCGAAGGAAAGUGCAUUCAAAACAAUUACUUCAACGUCGGCACAUGGUGGACGAUUCCUAACACUUGAGAAACGAUGUUUCUUCAAGGAUAAAUCACGCCCGCUGGAAAUAUCGGAUAAAUCCGAACAAAUAUCACCACGUUAACACACACACAUAUACAACCGUAUACACCUUAACAGAAAGCAUACCUAUGGAAUGACGGGUGUACACCGAAGGCAAAAGACUGCUUUUAGCUACGGUAAACUAGAGUAAGUGGGGGAUUUUUUUUUGCGGGUAUGGGGUGGAAUCGUAAUAAUUAGCCAAGCAAACACAAAUGCAUCCGAACGUGUCCGUACAAUGUCCCAGGGCGUAAAGAAUGUCAAUUUUUGUGCAACUAAGGGGGGAAAAGAUGCAUAAUCUACUACUAUAUGCGUAGUGUUUUGUUUGAUUUUUGGACAAUCUCGCA
Messenger RNA from Anopheles merus, 4522 nucleotides. RefSeq names its product tyrosine-protein phosphatase non-receptor type 61F (gene Ptp61F). NCBI's taxonomy places the organism in Eukaryota, Metazoa, Arthropoda, Insecta, Diptera, Culicidae. Gene Ontology annotation, biological process: protein dephosphorylation. The transcript is spliced from 8 exons. Gene Ontology annotation, molecular function: protein tyrosine phosphatase activity. The record is from RefSeq and is a predicted model, not a curated record. The coding region runs from base 1895 to 3934 and encodes 679 amino acids.